UGACGUCAAAGUUGGACGUCAGCCUGUGACUGUGUUUACUUUAUUUUCCUUUCGUUAAAUCUACUUUUAUUUAUUUCUAUUGAAUAUCUUUGUUAAUAUUUAUUUUGAAAAGCAACUGUAAAACAGAUUUAUUCGGUGUGAAAUAGCACCGGGGAUACAGACGAGCAUGCACAGGAGAUAUAGACCAUACUCGCCUGUAACCUGUCUUCUUCUGAAACAAAGAUGGGACAAAGUCGUCUUUGAAAGCAACAUGAAGAAAAUUCGUGCAGCGAAGGCUGUGAUUGACAACAGGGCUCCGAUAGUUAACCACCACGUGUAUAUCAAACUGAAAAAACAUGAGUAUGAGACAGAGAGGGAGAAAGUUAUCAUCCGAGACAAUCAAGAGUUGUAUAGAAAGAUGUACCAUAUAAUGCGUACACGUGGACGGAUAGAUCACAUAAAUACCUCGCUACGCUACAGAAAAAGUGAAAACGCUACAAAACACAAAAAUGAACUUAUCCGCGUGGCAAAGGAGAACAGUGCCAUUCUCAAACGUCUUUCUGAACAUGAACCGAACUAUAACCAUAAGCAGGAUCUCAUGGAUUAUCUGGAGAGUGAGUAUUAUCUCAAAAAAAUCUCGAGAUAUCCACCUCCAAAACGACCAGCUUUAAUACCGUUCCAUCUCGGACCAAAGAAGAUGAAAUACGGACCAAAGACACGCAAUAAAAGAUACAAGAAUUGAAUGAAAAUCACUCUUUACAAAAGACGCAAUAAGAAUAACCGAUAUAACAAUUGUACAUAAUACUUCAUUCUAACAAAGGUGGCAACAUUAUUUCAAAUCGAAUUUUCUUAUAGUCAUAAGAUUCAACACUUCUUUGGAAAAAGUGUAACAAAAACGAAAACUUAGCUCUAGAAAAUGAGGAUAAUUUUAACAAACCAGUUUUCAUUAAUUUUAUUGUGACUUGUCAAUAUUUGAAACUUUUCGUAAUAAAACAACCAAAUUUAA
Ruditapes philippinarum (Manila clam) is the source of this 985-nucleotide messenger RNA. Its product is annotated as sperm axonemal maintenance protein CFAP97D1-like. The coding region runs from base 167 to 721 and encodes 184 amino acids. The transcript has 5 exons. Lineage: Eukaryota; Metazoa; Mollusca; Bivalvia; Venerida; Veneridae. The record is from RefSeq and is a predicted model, not a curated record.